This is a messenger RNA of Dendrobium catenatum, 1254 nucleotides long. RefSeq names its product mannan endo-1,4-beta-mannosidase 1-like. Gene Ontology annotation, biological process: carbohydrate metabolic process. The transcript is spliced from 5 exons. Gene Ontology annotation, molecular function: hydrolase activity, hydrolyzing O-glycosyl compounds. Lineage: Eukaryota; Viridiplantae; Streptophyta; Magnoliopsida; Asparagales; Orchidaceae. The coding region runs from base 1 to 1254 and encodes 417 amino acids. The record is from RefSeq and is a predicted model, not a curated record.
AUGCAGGGAAACAUUCAUGUCUUCCUGCUUAUUGCAGCAUGCAGCUUCACAGCUAUACUUUGUCUUCACUUACCUGUAACUGAUCAGGAGAGGAAAAGUGCUAAAGGAAUCUUUAUCGAAGUAAAUGGCACACAGUUUGUUAAAGAUAGCCAGCCAUUUUAUAUAAAUGGCUUAAACGCUUAUUGGCUUAUGAGUAGGGCUUCCGAGCCAACAGAAAAAGAAAAAGUCUCUAUCGCUUUGCAACAGGCUUCUUUAUUAGGUACCAAUGUUGUAAGGACUUGGGCAUUCAGUGAUGCUGAUGACUACAUUCCUCUACAGACUUCUCCAGGAUUUUACGAUGAGAAAAUGUUUAAGGGGUUAGAUUUUGUGCUAUCUGAGGCAAAGAAGAAUGGAGUUUUUCUCAUCCUAAGCUUAGUUAAUAAUUAUGAGGAGUUUGGAGGCAAGAAACAGUAUGUAGAAUGGGCAAGAGAGAAAGGUCAAUCCAUAUCUUCUCCAGAUGAUUUCUUCACUAAUGAUCUUGUGAGGAGAUUCUACAAGAACCAUGUCAAAACCAUUCUUACAAGAAACAACUCGAUCUCUGGGAUACAAUACAGGGAUGAUCCUAUCAUAUUAGCAUGGGAACUGAUCAACGAGCCUCGAUGCAAUAGUGAUAUCUCUGGAGACACAAUACAAGUUUGGAUUGAAGAGAUGUCAGCUUAUGUUAAAACAAUUGACAAAAAUCACCUCCUUGAAAUUGGAUUAGAAGGGUUCUAUGGAGAUUCCAUUGUUGAGAGGAAGCAAUUUAAUCCUGGCGAUGAUGUAGUUGGCUCCGAUUUUAUUUCCAAUAAUCUUGUUCCUGAAAUUGAUUUUGCCACAAUACAUAUUUAUCCGGAACAAUGGAUCCCAAGCUUGAGUAUAAUAGACCAAUUUGAUUUCGUUCAAUCAUGGAUCAAAGUGCACAUUCGCGACUCCGACAAAAUCCUUGGCAAGCCGCUUUUGAUCACAGAGUUUGGUCGGCCAUGGCUAAAUUCAGGGUUGAUUAGUGUGAAUGAGAGAGAUAGUCUCUAUCAAAUAGUAUAUGAUAAUAUAUAUGCCUCAGCAAGGGAAGGUAGUGCCGGAGUCGGAAGUUUAUUUUGGCAACUUUUGGUUCAUGGCUUGGAUGGCCUUAGAGAUGGUUAUGAGGUUAUACUAUCUGAAGCUCCAUCUACAUCUAUUAUAAUAUAUCAGCAGUCUCAAAGGCUUUUAACCCUCAAUAAACUCAGUGAUUCUUCUUGA